Molecule: messenger RNA, 948 nt
Organism: Adineta steineri
Lineage: Eukaryota; Metazoa; Rotifera; Eurotatoria; Adinetida; Adinetidae
Source: the annotation of a GenBank genome assembly
ACAAAUGAUAAAGGUCGUAGUAUUGCAUAUCAAAAAGCAAUUGAAGCACUUAAACGUUGUACACAUCCAAUUCGUAGUUAUGAAGAAAUUAAAGCAUUACCCUAUGUAAAACAAUCAUUAGCUGAUAAAAUAUGGGAAAUUAUUCGUACAAAUGGACUUGUUAAAUUAUCUGCAUUUCAAUCACGUGAUGAUGUUUCUACAUUGGCUUUAUUUGCUGGUGUCUGGGGUGCGGGUACUGAAACAACAAAACAAUGGUUUGCACAAGGUUUUCGUACACUUGAAGAUUUACGUACACGAGCUCGUCUUACUCGUACACAACAAAUUGGCUUAAAAUAUUAUCAAGAUUUUAAUACACGUAUUCCACGAGAUGAAGUUACUCGUAUUGAAACAAUUGUUAAACAAACAGCUGACGAAGUUGCACCUGGUCUAAUGAUUGAAACAUGUGGAAGUUAUCGUCGAUUAAAACCAUCAUGUGGUGAUAUUGAUAUGUUGAUGACAUUUAAAGAUGGUAAACGACAUAUACAUGAAUCUAUACUUGCACCAUUGAUCGAGAAAUUACGAGAUAUUGGUUUUCUCAUUCAUGAUUUAAUUAAUCAUUCUGAAACAUCAUCAACAAGUCAUGUUUCCGAGCAGCUAACUUAUUUUGGUGUAUGUCGUUUAUCAGAACCAGGAUCACUUCAUCGUCGUAUUGAUCUUAUAUUUGUACCAGCAAAUGAAUGGGCUUGUUCAUUACUUUAUUUUACUGGUUCAGAUAUGUUUAAUCGAUCGAUGCGUCGUUUAGCUCGUCGUUUAAAUAUGUCACUUUCUCAACAUGGACUUUAUCAUGGUGUUGUACGAAAAGGUGUUGAAAAAAUUAAUACUGGUCAAGCAUUGAAUACACCGACAGAAGAAUCAGUUUUUCUAUAUCUUAAUUUAUCUUAUAGACCACCAGAAGAUCGAGAUCAUUAG